Messenger RNA from Phialemonium atrogriseum, 836 nucleotides. RefSeq lists its product as uncharacterized. The record is from RefSeq and is a predicted model, not a curated record. NCBI's taxonomy places the organism in Eukaryota, Fungi, Ascomycota, Sordariomycetes, Cephalothecales, Cephalothecaceae. The transcript has a single exon. Bases 85 to 435 code for a protein of 116 amino acids.
UUUUAAAUUCGCGCAGUUUCCGUCAGGUCGCUGUCGAGAUCCGAGCACGCUCCGUUUAACUGUGCACUCCUGUCCGUAUUGCCGAUGAUAAUACUUUCGGCGCAUCCGAUAUCGCUGGUCAUUCUCCUAGGCCUGGUUCCGGUCGCCGGCUCGGAAAUCGUCACCUUAUCCAGCUGGGUGAAUCCGACCGCGCCGUCUCGGAUCAUCGCUCAGCCCACCCACUCCAGCCGGCCACUUCAGGUCGUUCGUGCCCGGCCUGCCGCCGCAAUAGCAGCAGCAACCAUACCUUCGUCACGUCUCUCCGCCCGUCCCCACCCCCAGUAUCCUAUAGCCGAUCAGGCACGUCAAGGCCUGAGGCCUGUAGAUGUCGGUGUUGGCGCGAUGCGGAAGACACGUUCGUUUAGCUCUCCGACCCCACGCCCCGCGCUCCGGUAGUCGAGAUGGGGAGGAUAAGUGGGCUGUUUGGCGGGCGCCGGCGGCGCCAUCGAGUCGGGGUGGAUCAGUGGGGAGCAGUCGAACUGGUCCGGUAGUGUACCUGCAGCGGUGUUUUCGACCCUGCCGUACGAGUGCCUGGGCCUCAUCGUGUUGAGGAGGAGAGACACAAAACCACCUACCUACCUACCUCUCAACGUAGUAUACUGCUGCUGAGGCGUAGGCCCCAACGGCAGUAGCCACGUGAUCGGCUGGCAGGCGGAUGGAAUCGUGCUUCUUCCUUACCUCUGGCGCACGUGACUGGUCAGGUGACCCUGAUCAGCCCCGAUACGUCUCGCGGUAGUGCCCAAAUCCAGUCGUGUAAGUAAGGUAGGAAAACGCUGGCGGCGUAAUCAAUUGAAUUG